Morchella importuna is the source of this 549-nucleotide messenger RNA. RefSeq lists its product as uncharacterized. Lineage: Eukaryota; Fungi; Ascomycota; Pezizomycetes; Pezizales; Morchellaceae. The transcript is spliced from 5 exons. Bases 1 to 549 code for a protein of 182 amino acids. The record is from RefSeq and is a predicted model, not a curated record.
AUGUGCUGUCAUGCACAUAAUCUACAUACAGUAGGUAGCUAUAGGAGUAUGUAUGGUGCACACAUCUUUUCGCCCAACAGCAGUAGCUCAACAAAAAAACCUCGGCCCGCAAAGAAAAAUUUGUCACGAUUAUCAUAUGUACUCGAUGUACCUACGUCUUACGGAUUCACCUCCGUGCCACAUCACAUACUCCAGCCUAAGGCACCGAUUAAAGAGGCGGAGUAUUCUACCAGUCGCGGGGACGUUGUGCAUUAUCCAGUAGCCUUAAUUGUCAGGGUUGUUUUUAUAACGCAAGGCCUCUAUUUCAAAGCAUUAAUUCAGAUUCCUGAUAAUGCCAUGAUCUUUUCCGCUACACCUACUUUCGCGCGUUUCGUUCAUCGUCGUAAUUCUGAUUUUAGGCAUAUAGGUAUGCUGCCCCCGUAUGUACAGCCACUGUACGUUGUCAAAGUUCGUAUUCUCACUAAUCCAAAGUGCGGGCUUAAUCCCGCAAACAUAUCACCUACCAUAUCAAUCGACGGAGACUUUAUUUUCUACCUUCGUGGUACUUGA